Messenger RNA from Exophiala oligosperma, 1698 nucleotides. RefSeq lists its product as uncharacterized. NCBI's taxonomy places the organism in Eukaryota, Fungi, Ascomycota, Eurotiomycetes, Chaetothyriales, Herpotrichiellaceae. Gene Ontology annotation, biological process: secondary metabolic process. Gene Ontology annotation, molecular function: CoA-ligase activity. The transcript is spliced from 5 exons. Bases 1 to 1698 code for a protein of 565 amino acids. The record is from RefSeq and is a predicted model, not a curated record.
AUGCCUAUUCGAUCACGAUAUUCGACUCCAGUACCCCUCGUCUCGGUUCCUACCCAUCUCUUCGGAUCACCAGAUGGAGAUCUGCCCGACAGACAUGCCUUUGUUGACUGCGAAGCUCCCGAAACGCUUAGACUGACACUGCACGACUACAGAGAAUGGUCCAAGAGGCUCGCUGCCGGACUGCUCCAGGCAGGACUACAAGAUGGAGACCGGGUCUUGUUGCAUUCAGGAAACAGCAUCUUCACCCCUGUUGUGCUGAUGGGCGUCAUUAUGGCUGGGGGGAUCAUAAGCAUGGCCAACCCAAUGUAUGUGCCGAGAGAACUCGCACAUCAACUGCGUGAUUCGGGGGCACAAUUCCUGCUCACAGCCACAAAUCUCGCCGAUUGUGCGAAACGGGCAGCGUCGCUUUCGGGUCUUGCUCAGGAACAGAUAUAUCUCUUCGACGAGACACCGUUGAUCGACCCGAGUGCGGGAGCAGACACGUCGCAGCGGCACUGGAGUCAGUUGAUCGCGGACCCGGUCACAGGAGCUCAAUUUCGAUGGGAAGAGUUUUCAACGGCAGAGCAGGCCAAUCGCACUGCAUGCCUCUUCUAUUCUUCAGGCACCACCGGAGUUCCCAAAGGCGUCGAAGCCACGCACCGCAACCUCGUCGCCAACAACUGCCAACACGUGUACAUGAACAACCUGGACCCCCGGUUUCGACAAAUGGACCAAGCGGGCGAGUCCAGAACCAUAUGUCCACUACCCAUGUUUCACGGCCUGGGAUUGAUUGUCAAUUCACUGAUAGCACCUCUCCGACGCAUGCCCGUCUACGUGAUGAGAAGAUACGACGGGAAGAAGAUGAUCCAGUAUAUCGAGCGAUUCAAGGUGACCGAGAUGAUCCUUGUCCCGCCCAUUGUCCGAUGGAUGGCCAAGGACCCACUGGUGCGCAGUGGCAGGUUCGACAUUUCGAGCGUUCGGCGGGUCAUGUGUGGAGCCGCACCUCUGUCUGCCAGUGUAAGCAAAGAGUUCGAAUCGCUGUGGAAGAACAAGGGCACGCAUGUGAGCGUGAAGCAAGCUUGGGGCAUGUCUGAGUUCCCCGUCAUAGGUCUCUGCUGGGAUGACCGAGAAGCUUCGGCAGGCGCAUCUGUAGGAGAGGUCGUCGCGAACUGCGAAGCCAUGCUUGUAGAUACGGAGACCGAAGUCGAAAUCACCGAGCGAGGCGAGCGAGGCGAGCUUUGGGUCCGUGGCCUCAACGUGAUGAAAGGGUACUGGCGAAACCCCCAAGCCACACAAGCAACAAUUUCCCCCGACGGGUGGGUCAAGACAGGGGACAUUGCAUAUGUUGACGAUCAGAACAAAUUCUUCAUUGUGGAUCGGAAAAAGGAGUUGAUCAAGGUAAAAGGAAACCAGGUGGCACCGGCCGAGCUGGAAGCCGUUUUGAUGACGCAUAGCGGCAUCGCCGACGCGGCCGUUAUUGGUGCAAAGAUCGGCGAAGAUGAGCAGCCUCGAGCGUAUAUCGUGCAAAGCCCCGGUUCCAAGUUGACCGAAAAUGACGUGGUUGACUUCAUGGCGAAGAAUGUCGCAAAGAUCAAGAGGAUCACGGCAGGGGUGGUCUUUGUCGACCAGAUCCCUCGAAACCCAUCAGGGAAAAUACUUCGUCGAGAACUAGCAAUACGGUGCGCGAAGGAGCUUGGACAAGCCAAGGCGAAGAUAUGA